Drosophila kikkawai is the source of this 1415-nucleotide messenger RNA. RefSeq lists its product as uncharacterized. NCBI's taxonomy places the organism in Eukaryota, Metazoa, Arthropoda, Insecta, Diptera, Drosophilidae. The record is from RefSeq and is a predicted model, not a curated record.
CCUUAUCAGCCACCUAAUCAGCGCCUUGUUUGCACUCUUACUACACACGACUUGUAGUUAAACUCUCGGCAAGAUUGUGGUCACAAGUGCUGCUAGCAUGGAGCCGGAGACACAGAGUUUGCCGGUUAUAAAAAAUCUUAAUCAGGUGAUUGAACCCCACUUGGGAGGAGCCAAACUCCUGGGCUAUCAGUCUAAAAGCCUGACUCAGCCUGGAGACAACUAUGGCAGCAUUCUUCUGGCCAUCCAAGCCCAGUUGAAGAGCUCCCAGGCAGCAGAACCCUUCGAGCAGCAGCUGGUGGCCAAGGUUCCUCCCACCGAUCCCAAAUACUGGCAGUUCUUUCAACCCGAACGGACCUGCCUCACGGAGAACGCUGUCUACCAGGUCUUGGCCCCGGCUCUGGUGGCUCUACAAAAGGAGGCUGGCAUCCCAGAGGAGAGCCACUUUGAUGGCUUCCCUCGCUACUUUGGCUCACGCAUUUCCCUCGAUCCAGGCUCUAAAACCGUAGAUCAAGAUGCCGUCUUGGUGCUGGAGAAUCUUCGCUUUAGCGGCUUUGUUUCCGGCCAGAGACUGCAGCCCUAUGACCUACCUCAUACUCUUUUGGCCCUCCGAUACCUAGCCGAGUUCCAUGCUCUUCCCGUGGGACUAAGACUGCUGAAGCCCCAGGUGUUUAGGGAGCAAGUGCGUCCCUUCUUCAACAAGUUUGACUGGCAUGGAGCUGCUCCGGAGUGGAAGGCCAUCAUGAAGGCCGAGACCCUGGAGGACAUACGACAAGCCACCGACAAUGAUGAGGAGCUGGUGGCCCGCGUGAAAGAGCUGUCGGACAAGUUCUUUGAGUUUUUAGCCGCCCAGCCGGAUAGACCCGAUGGACCUUUUGCUAGUAUCAUUCACUGUGAUUAUUGGAUCAAUAACUUGAUGGUGAAGUAUGAACCCUCGGGAACGCCCUCUCGGCUGAAAAUAAUCGACCUCCAGACCGCCCAGUUCGAUUCCGUGGUUCAUGACAUAAUCGCCUUCCUGCUAUCAAGCGUUGAUACCGCUAUCUUGGAGCUACAUUUCGAACACAUGUUGGAGUCCUACUAUGAGGUCUUUGUGUCUUGUUUGCGCCGUGUAGGAGCUGAUACGACCAGCUACAGCUUGGCGGCAUUCCGGGCGGAAGUAAAGCGAGUGGCAUAUAUCCAGGUGCCCCAUGCCAUCUUCAUGACGAGAUUUAUACUGGCGGAUGAAGGGGAAUCAACAUCCUCCUCCUCUUCGGAUAAGGAUCUUGGCGAUGUUUUGAAGAAUGCAGGCUCGGAGCGUAUUGGGCGAAAACUGAAAGAGAUUUUGAGUUUGGCUAAAAAGUUUGAUAUUUUAUACUAAUUUUGUUUAUAAUUUUAUUAUCUGAGAACAAAAACUCUAAUAAAAACUAAUGAGAUUUUAA